CUAUGGCGAUGCUACCAACAGUGCAAAGAAAUUCAUUGGAGUAGGUUGUUAUAUUAAACGAUUAGUUUUGUGUUACAUUAUGUUAGUUAAUCAGUGAAUAUUAUAAAUUAUAAAUAAUUUCUUAUGUGUAAUUGCAAAAUAUGACAAGUAUGAGGUUCUACUAUACUGGCUUCAAUGCAAGCCCAUUGUUCAGAAAUGAAGAUGACACCUCUAUAGUAUUAGAUCAAUUAACAGAAGUUCCUUUUCCUGGUGUUACAAAUAUGGAGAUUAGUUGGAAUUAUUUUCUCCUUUGGAAAGAUUUUGAGUUGUAUAUUACAGGAAAAGUAGGCAGUGAUGAUGACAAGAAACCGUCUGAGUUACUGCAAAUUCCCAAACCUUCUGAAAGAUGUAAAAUCGUUAGUGCUGGAAGGGAAAGCAUAAUAAUUUCAACAACAAACAAUGAAAUCUGGCAAUACCGUUUUUAUGAAAAAUCUUGGAAGAAAAUUUCUAAUUGUAUUAACAUUAAUGAAGAAUCGGAAGAUGAAUAUCCUAUCAAAAUAUCACAAGGAGGGUGUACGGUAAUUCUUACAAAUUUAGGGCGUAUUUUUAAUAUUCCUAUUUUGGUAGAAAUGCCAAAAAGGGUUAAAUUUGUAGAUUUCGCUUGUGGUUUUGAUCACACAAUAUUGUUAGCGAAAAAUGGGGAUGUUUAUUCUAUGGGUAUGGGAACUCGUGGUCAAUUAGGACACGGUGAUUUGGAAGAUUGCGACGAGCCACAAUUAAUAGAAGCACUGGCUGGUCUUAACGUAGUGCAAAUAUCUGCUGCAGGUUGGCACAAUGCUGUUAUAACAGAUCAAGGGGAUCUUUAUACUUGGGGAUGGAAUGUUAACGGAGAAUUAGGUAUACCAAACGGAAACACCAAAGUCGUAGCAAUUCCUACAGUAAUAAAUUUUAAAAAUGAUCAAGAAGAACUCAUAGAUGUAAACGUAAAAAAAGUACAAUGUGGAAAUACAUUUACCAUAUGUAUGACUGAUGACAAAUCGUUCUGGGGUUGUGGUUCUAACAAAUAUGGACAAUUGGGACAAUCACGGAAAAAAAUUAUGAAUUCUAGCAUUUUUUUUUUAUUAGACAUUCCGUUAGAUCGUAAAAAUAUCAUAGACUUUAAAUGUCAAGAAUGGGGUACGAUGAUAUCGACAAAACAGAUUUCUUCUAUAACAUAAUAUCUUUAUAUAAUAUUAAAUUAAAGUAAGGAAAAAUAAAAAUUAAUUUGU
Molecule: messenger RNA, 1247 nt
Organism: Polistes canadensis
Lineage: Eukaryota; Metazoa; Arthropoda; Insecta; Hymenoptera; Vespidae
Product: ultraviolet-B receptor UVR8
Exons: 7
Coding region: 141-1196 (351 amino acids)
Source: RefSeq, a predicted model, not a curated record